Molecule: messenger RNA, 1911 nt
Organism: Lingula anatina
Lineage: Eukaryota; Metazoa; Brachiopoda; Lingulata; Lingulida; Lingulidae
Product: SMAD family member 6
Biological process (GO): cell differentiation; SMAD protein signal transduction; regulation of transcription by RNA polymerase II
Cellular component (GO): heteromeric SMAD protein complex
Molecular function (GO): transcription regulator inhibitor activity; I-SMAD binding
Source: RefSeq, a predicted model, not a curated record
AAUGGUUAUAAAGGUUCAUAAUUUCUUGUUUUAUUUUCCAACAUGGAAGAAAAAUGAGUGGGUAUCUUCACUUUUAUUCUGUCUUAAUUGGUUUUUAAUCAGGCAUCACUUUUAUGUUCACAUUUUUGUGGGAUUAUAAUCACUUCGACCCGGUGACCUCUGACCUUACACCCCUAUUUAUCACAUUGGCAUGUCCCAUUUAGCUGGAGUACUGAAACAUAUCAGUGAUGUUUUGAAGUGUAGAAGAACGGGAAGCUGUGCUGAAUUUUACAUGAUUUUAUACUGUUUCUACGUCUUAGAGAGGGAAAUUACUACGAUCUUAGCACAAGGAGGUACAGAGGCAUCAUUGGGUUGUGUAUGUUGUAAAAAUCGGUGUCGGAUUUAAACAGGAAAGGGUGCAGAUCUCGCGUGGAGUGUAAGCACUAGGUUGGGCAGAUCACUGGCACCAGUGGUAAUCUUGAGUCUGAAAAUAGCGGCAAUAUAUUAAGGAUCACAACGAAAGAGGAGUAUACGGCAGAAACGAGAAGGAGGAAUAUAAUGCGCCAGAAUCAACUUCAUCAUUUGUGAUGUCAAGCACUGCAUGUUUCGCUCAAAGCGAACAUCGCUCCUGAAGCGUCUGUGGAAACAACGGGUAACAGAACAUGAAGCCUCGUGUCCGUCUCAAAGUAGUCAGGAUAUAGAUCUGAAAAGUGUAUUGAAUUCAAUGUUAAAACGACUUAAAGAAGGCCAGUUAGAGGUCCUUUCACAGGCCGUAGAAACGAAGGGGGCGGACAAGACGCCGUGUGUGCUACUCCCAAAGGAGGAUAUUCGGUCGGGGCGCCUCACCGCCCCCCCUCACUUCUUAUGUUGUCAGGUAUGGCGGUGGCCGGAUCUCGAUCCGAGCCAACAGUUAAAGAAAUUGCCGUGCUGCACCGCGGGGGAUCAGACGCAAGUCUGUUGCAAUCCGUACCACUGGAGUCGGCUCUAUGCACCAGACUGCCCUCCUCCAUCGUACACAGAAGCACUUCAAGAACGGGUAAAGCCACUAGAAGACCCAGAGGCUUCAGUGGUGUCUACAGAAACAGGAGGUACUCCAUCAGAACUCAGGCUAACUUACAUUACAGGGGACACACUCUCCAGUGGUGGACAUGGGAUGCACUGGUGCCAUAUAGCCUACUGGGAGCUGCGGCAAAGAGUUGGUCGCCUCUUUUCCGUUUUCAAGGAAACUGUGAACAUAUUUCAAGAACUACCUCAUGGGGAUGGAAUGUGCCUAGGGGUCUUACAGCGUGAGACUCCUGCUUCGGAUUCAGUGAAAAGAACUCGAAACAAAGUGGGCAUUGGUGUGACAUUGAGUAAAGAGGGGGACGGAGUGUGGUUGUACAAUCGCUCUGAAUACCCAGUGUUUGUCAACUCACCAACGCUGGAUCCUCCCUGUGUGCGGACGUUGAUGGUACAUAAAGUGUUACCUGGAUAUGCUGUGAAAAUGUUUGAUUAUGAUUUAUCGCACCUUUUGGAACAGACUCGACGGCCUACGUCUGAUGGCCCAUACAACCCAAACUCUAUUCAGAUCAGUUUUGCUAAAGGCUGGGGACCGAGUUACUCAAGACAGUUUAUAACUUCAUGUCCGUGUUGGAUAGAAGUUUUAUUAAACGUGAAGAGGUGAUAUGAGGUGUACCUGGGAAUACAACCAGUGAUAUGGUACAUAAUUUGAUGGCAUAUGUAAGGAGAACCCAUAGGAUUUACCAUCUGCAGUCUGAAAAGAAAUAUCACACAGCUUGGAUUUACUAUGACUUGUUGAUGUAUGACUUAUAUCAGCAUUGCAAUUGCAGGGAAAAUAAUCGUAUUGCAUAACAGUGUGGCUUAUGGGUUGUUGCCUACCUCCCACUCCCCACCCUGAAAACAGCCUCUUCCCUGAUCCCACCGAUCCCCCCC